GUCGUUGAUGUCGCCAUUUUAUUGAUAAGUUUGUUCGUUUUUGCAGUUGUGUUAUUAAACAAAAAAUGGAAACGUUAUUUAACCCAGUUUUUAAUUUAAAAACAAAAAAGUGAAUUUGGCGAAGUCUCAAGUAAAUUGAUUACUUAUGAAGAGGAAGAGGGCAACUAAUAAAAUGGAAGACUUUUCCAACGUUCUGGUCAACACUGGUGAAUUUAUUCCAGGACGCCUUUAUUUUGUCACACUUAACACUAAUGUGGCCCCGAAAUCAACCUCAACUGUUCAUUAUUUUGCCGUGGACACUGAACAAUGCUACGAUAGUUUUUACAAUGAUUUCGGUCCCUUGAAUCUUGCAAUUUUGUUUCACUACUGCGGGAAAUUAGACAGGAAAUUGUCAAAUGGGACGCUCCAGAAUAAGAAAAUCGUCCACUACACCGGCCUUGAUGAGCAAAACCGCGUCAACGCUGCGUUUCUCAUAGGGGCUUAUGCUGUAAUUAAGUUGGAUUAUGACCCUGAACAGGCCUAUGAAGUGUUAACCAAAGGGGCCCAACAAAGCUAUAUCGAAUUCAGAGAUGCCUCAAUUGGGGAACCCUACACUCUCUCCCUACUUGACUGUCUCAAAGCCGUGAGAAAAGCCCUUGAUUGUGGCUUUUUCGACUUCGAAAACUUCGAUUUUUUCGAAUAUGAGCACUACGAAAGGGUGGAAAAUGGUGACUUAAACUGGAUCGUUCCCGAGAAAUUCAUCGCGUUUUGUGGCCCCCACCACAAGUCCGUUAUCGACCGGGGGUACCCCAUUCACUCCCCCGAGACAUAUUUCGCUUAUUUUCGCAGACACAACGUCACGACUGUCAUACGCCUAAAUAAGAAGGCUUACGACUCCAAUCGUUUCGUACAAGCGGGUUUUGACCACAAAGAUUUAUUUUUUAUUGAUGGGGGAAUCCCCAAUGAUCGUAUUCUAAGCAAGUUUAUUUCCGUUUGUGAGAACGCAAGGGGUGCCAUAGCUGUACAUUGCAAGGCGGGGCUUGGGCGUACUGGGACCUUAAUUGCGUGUUAUAUAAUGAAACAUUACAAGUUUACGGCGCAGGAGGCGAUAGCCUGGAUCAGGAUUUGUAGACCUGGGUCGAUAAUAGCCCACCAACAGACUUGGUUGCUUCAGAAACAGGAUCAAUUGUGGGCUGCCGGUGAAGAAUAUAGGCAAAAAAUGAAUAUGACGGGGCCUAUAAAACACACGGUGGGAAUAUACGGCCUACGCUCGGUCAAUAAUAACAAAACCAAAUCAAAUGACAAUGUAACAGGAAUAAUGAAAAAAGUUGAUUCGAUGGAAAUCAACGAUAAAGAUUUUGAAUCAGAAGAAAAUAAAAUCACACAAGGAGACCGACUGAAUGAAAUCAAAGCACAAAGGGCCAAAGCGAAGCAACCCCUUUUAACAAAUUUGACUGAACGCAAAGCGUUUCGAUCAAAAGUCAUUUUAAACACGACAACUACAUCUCCGGUUAGGGUGGGGAGAAUAAUGACAAACACAACCAAGAGCACAACUUCUACAACUAGAGUUUUAACAAAAAGAAACGAGCUGAACGAAAGUCAAUCGUCGCGACGUUGCAGCCAACGAAAAGUCAACGCUUCUAUAAUAACCCUCGGCAAAAGUAAAGUACCGGAGACGAAAUCGUUACCCAAGAAAAAAGAAAAUUUAAGUUGGUUGAUUAAAAAUGGCGCACAUGAAACUAACGUUGCUAAGUGCAGUUCUGAUAAUAAAGUUGAAAAUACGGUAAAACGUUGUAAAAGAACGCUUGCUUUGGAAAAAGAUAAAGCAAGUCCGCAUUCGGUUAAAGUGUUACGGAGGUCGCAUGGACAGACGUCGAAAGACACUAAAAAAACUGAUGGGAAAUUACAUUUGCCAUCGGUCAAAAUCAAUAAAACGAUUUAAUUUUUUCAUUUGUGUAUAUAACUCGAAACUGUUGAAAGAGUUCAAAGUUUUAUUGUAAACACUUGGUUUUUAAAUAUUCACAAAAACACUCAGUGUUAGUACUUAAAAUGCUAUAAGUGUGGCUAGAUUUAGUAAUGCCAGUAUUAUUUUUUGUACAAGGUUUUACGAAUUUUUCGGCUUUAAUCUUUUUAACAAAUCUGAACUGAGUGUUUCCUUGACUUUUUGUUUACAAAAACUGUACAUAGAUGUUGAAAUACUUUAAAUAAAUGUCUAUUUUAUGUUAAAUUCUGGACUGUUAUUAAUAAAUAUAAUAUUGUUUAUGAUUAGCAGUACACAUUUUUAUAUAACUCACUAAAAUAUUUGUUCUAUUUUAUUAAUAUUGUUUUUACCAUAGGAACCAAACACGAUUGUAUGCUUUUAGUUGCCAUUUUAGUCUACUAGGUUUUCACUGUUACAAUUUCAACUUAUUUUUGUAAUGAAAUUGUAGUCAUAUUUGUAAUAAUCAUUGUUCAGUAUUUUUUUAAAUCAGUUUUGUCAAUAAAUGUUUCAUUGCUA
Tribolium madens (black flour beetle) is the source of this 2476-nucleotide messenger RNA. Its product is annotated as dual specificity protein phosphatase CDC14A-like. Gene Ontology annotation, biological process: cilium assembly; microtubule cytoskeleton organization; protein dephosphorylation. NCBI's taxonomy places the organism in Eukaryota, Metazoa, Arthropoda, Insecta, Coleoptera, Tenebrionidae. Gene Ontology annotation, cellular component: spindle pole; nucleolus; centrosome. The transcript has 8 exons. Bases 146 to 1921 code for a protein of 591 amino acids. The record is from RefSeq and is a predicted model, not a curated record. Gene Ontology annotation, molecular function: protein tyrosine/serine/threonine phosphatase activity; protein serine/threonine phosphatase activity.